CUCUAGGAUGAAACUGGGGGUCGAUCGGGCGAUUUCCAGUUCUUCCUCGUUCAUAUCGGCAUCGAUGCUGGCAAACAAAGGCGUCGACAGGUACCGCUCCCCCGUGUCGGGGAGCAUGCAAACGAUUGUCGACCCCUCUGCGGCGUUCUUGGCCGUUUCCAGGGCGGCGUACACGGUGGCCCCCCCAGAAAUUCCCGUAAGGAUUCCCUCCUCGCAGGCCAGCUUCUGGGCGGUGGCAACCGCAGCGCCAUCGGGAAUAGCCACGUAGUCAUCCAUGAGCUUGGUUUCCAGGUUGAGCCCCUGCUCCAACACCAAGGGGAUGAAAUCCGGCGUCCAACCCUGCACCGGGUGGGCCGCAAAGGCCGGGUGGGACCCGUCGGGAGAUCCAUCCGCCUUGCGCUCGGUGGGGAUCCCCGAGUCGACCAGGGCUGCCGCCGCGGGUUCGGCCAGGACAAUCUUGGUGUCCGGCGAGUUGGCCUUGAGGUACUUGCCUGUUCCGUGGAAGGUUCCACCGGUUCCGUACCCCGUAACCCAGUAGUCGAGUCCCUUGUCGAUGCACUUUAGGUCGUUGAGGAUCUCCGGCCCGGUAGUGGCCUCGUGGAACUUCCAGUUGGCCUCCGUCUCGAACUGGUGGCAGAGGAACCAGCCGUGCUUCUCCGCAAGCUCUGCGGCCUUCUCCACCAUGCCGGUUCCCUUUCCGGCCUUGGGGGUGACAAUGACCUUGGCGCCGAGCAUGCGCAUGAGCUUGCGGCGUUCCACGCUGAAGGGCUCCGCCAUGGUAAUCACGCACUUGUAGCCCCGCUGAGCGCACAUCAUGGCUACGGCGAUUCCCGUGUUCCCGGAGGUUGCCUCGAUGACCGUGUCCCCGGGCUUGAGCUUGCCUUCCUUCUCUGCCGUCUCGAUGAUGGAAAGAGCCAGACGGUCCUUGACGGAGGAAAGGGGGUUGGCGAAUUCGGCCUUGGCAUAGACGGUCACACCAGGGGUCCCGGUCAUGGCAUCGCUGAGCUUGACCAUGGGGGUGUUGCCCACCAUUUCGGAAAUGUUUUCGAGGGGGGCACCGUAGCCUUCUCCGCGGGCCUUGGCGGCGAGGGGUCCUCGUGUUCUCGCUGCGUCUGGGACGCCGAGAAAGGCGCUGGAGGUGGCGGCUUGGGCGAUGAGGAUUGCGGUUGCGUGGAAGAGCUUCAUUGUCGUUUCUGUUCUUUUGGCUGGGGUGGAUGGAAUGGGGUUUUUGCCAGACUGUGUCGGGGACGUCUACUUAAUGGUUUUGAGAACUUGAAGUGUUUUUUGGCUGCGCAAAAUACUUGCAAUAAAGAAUGAGAACCGCGGAGUUUGGGGGACUAGAACGGUAGCACGUUGACAAUUAGGAGCAUGCGAUGCUGCAGCGAUGAGUGUUCUCGGAUCUCGAAAGCUGCAAGGCUACCGUAUGGUAAAAGUAAACGUACGGUUCGUGAGAAACAAUUCGUGAGAAACAAUUCGUGGUAGAGCAGUAAAGAAGAUUGUACAAA
Molecule: messenger RNA, 1505 nt
Organism: Pseudo-nitzschia multistriata
Lineage: Eukaryota; Bacillariophyta; Bacillariophyceae; Bacillariales; Bacillariaceae
Source: the annotation of a GenBank genome assembly